Messenger RNA from Megalobrama amblycephala (Wuchang bream), 7485 nucleotides. Its product is annotated as low-density lipoprotein receptor-related protein 8-like. The record is from RefSeq and is a predicted model, not a curated record. The coding region runs from base 141 to 3074 and encodes 977 amino acids. The transcript is spliced from 18 exons. Lineage: Eukaryota; Metazoa; Chordata; Actinopteri; Cypriniformes; Xenocyprididae. Gene Ontology annotation, molecular function: calcium ion binding; protein binding.
AGUGCAGUUAUUCAUACUCGCUUACGUUUGAUGUCGUCAUUGAUUCAAAUUGCCAGUGAAUCUAUUGGAGAUUCAGUGAAGGAGCGACGCCAUCCGGACACGCUUUUGUUUGUGGAUGAACACUCCAACCCGUUUCGGAAAUGUGGACAGAAAUUGGGAAAUUAAUAUUUUUUCAUUUUUUACUUUCGGAAUUCUACUCAGCAAAAGGUACCGAAACUGGCACUGAGACAGAGUGCGAGGAUGGACAGUUUCAGUGUAACAAUAAGAGAUGCAUUCCCACCAUAUGGAGGUGCGAUGAUGAUGAUGACUGCUCUGACAACAGCGAUGAGGAGAACUGCCUGAAGAUCACAUGCGCACCCUCAGAGUUUGCGUGUGCGAACGGUCAGUGUGUUCCUGGGCGUUGGCGUUGUGACGGAGAACCUGAAUGUCCAGAUGGAUCAGACGAGGCUGAUGCCACCUGCACAGUCAAACAGACGUGUCCACCAGAGAAGUUUGACUGUGGAGGGAAGUGUGUGUCGCUGUCCUGGCGGUGUGACGGAGAAAGAGACUGCGAAAACGGUGAAGAUGAAGCAGAUUGUGCAGCAGAUGCAAAGUCCUGCUCAGCGGGGGAGUUCCAGUGUCGUAACCGUAAAUGUUUAGCACCGGUCUAUGUGUGUGAUGGCGAUGAUGACUGUGGAGAUGGCAGCGAUGAGGAGAAGUGCUCUCCGCCCACCUGUGGGCCGCACGAGUUUCGCUGUAACAGCUCAGAGUGCGUGCCACAGCCCUGGACCUGCGACGGAGACCCUGACUGCUCUGACGGUUCUGAUGAGUGGACGGUGCGAUGCGGGGGCGGGUCUGGUCGACCAGCUCCACCUCUCACCCGGAGACUGCAGUGCGGUGCUGGAGAAUUUCGUUGCGGCAGUGGGGAGUGUGUGAGACUGACCUGGAGGUGCGACAGGGACCCUGACUGCAAGGACAAGUCAGAUGAGGCGGACUGCCCUCUGCUCACAUGCCGACCUGAUGAGUUCCAGUGCGGAGACGGAUCCUGCAUCCAUGGCAUCAAACAGUGCAACAAAAUACAUGACUGCCUCGACAAAAGCGACGAAGCAGGCUGUGUAAAUGCCACAAAGUGUGAAGGACCUCUAAAGUUCCUCUGCAGGAAUGGGGAAUGCAUUGACGGCAGCAAAGUGUGUGACAACGUGAAGGACUGCAAGGAUCGGUCGGAUGAACCCAAGAAGGAGUGCAGUUUGAAUGAAUGUUUGCUUAACAAUGGAGGCUGCUCACACAUCUGUGUGGAUCGUCCCAUUGGAUACGAGUGCCAAUGUCCUGCUGGCUAUAAACUCCUGGACAAGAGGACAUGUGGAGAUAUUGAUGAGUGUGAGAACCCUGAUGCCUGCAGUCAGAUCUGCAUCAACCUGAAAGGGGAUUUCAAGUGUGAAUGUCACCGGGGUUAUGAGAUGGACCCCGUAAGCAAGACCUGUAAAGCUGAGGGAAAAAGCCCUUACCUGAUGUUCACGAACAGGCACGAGAUCAGGCGUAUUGACUUGGUGAAGAGGGACUACACGCAGGUGGUUCCUACCCAGAAGAAUGCAGUGGCCAUUGAUAUAGACGUCGCCGCCAACCGCAUGUUCUGGUGUGAUCGUUUUCAACACAAAAUAUACAGUGCUUAUAUCCACGAGGCGAGCGACCCGUCUCGACACGUUACUCUGAUCGACUCAGAUCUGCAUUCCCCUGAGGGGCUGGCUCUGGACUGGGUUCAGCACAACCUCUACUGGACCGAUUCGGGUGACAGAACCAUCUCUGUGGCUUCAGCGGAUGGCAGAAGGAGACGUGUGCUGAUCAACACUGAUCUGAGCGAACCACAGGCCAUCGCUGUGGAUCCAGAGAGAGGGUUCAUGUACUGGUCUGACUGGGGCAUCAGGGCCAAGAUUGAGAAGGCUGGCAUGAACGGUGUAGAUCGGCAAGUGUUGGUGUCUGAGGACAUUGAGUGGCCCAAUGGAAUCACACUUGAUGUGGUUGGUAAGCGCUUGUACUGGGUGGACUCAAAACUACACCUGAUCUCCAGUGUGGAUUUAAAUGGGGCCCAUCGCAGAGUCAUUCUGUUCUCCAGUGAGAGACUCGGCCACCCUUAUGCCCUCGCUGUGUUCGAGGAUCGGGUGUACUGGACAGACCGUGAGAAGGAGGCCGUUUACAGCGCAAACAGACUCACAGGGCAGGAUGUGACCAGCCUUGCCGAGCACCUCAACGACCCUCAUGAUAUUGUGGUUUUCCAUGAGCUGAGCCAACCUGGGGCUCCUGAUAGCUGUAACCUGGGCGGCGUGACUAACGGUGGCUGUGACUUCCUUUGUCUGCGAGCUCCUCAGAUCAGUGAACACUCACCCAAAUACACUUGUGCUUGCCCUGAUGGCGAGGAGCUCAGCCCUGACACACGCCAGUGUGUACCCGUCCAAAACGACACUGCCGUAACCUCUGCUGUCCCUAUCAACAUCACCGUGGAGACAGGGGCUGGCCGGGCACAACAGUCCCCUGCAGCAGUGACUUCACAGUCCGACAGUGUGGUUGAAACCACUUUCUCAUCACUCCUCACUUCCAGCCCAGAGGAACCGGCUGUCUCCUCUAAUGCUACAGCAGAACACAGUCCUACACAGAUAUCCCUAACCACACCAGGAGACCUGAGCAACCUGUCUCAUCACUCUGGCAAUGAAUUGUUUCUCCUUGGCCGUAAUCUGACAGUGGCAGUGCUUGGUGUCGUAAUUCCCAUAGUUCCUAUUGUUGCCACAGUGGUCUUCGGGGUGCUGUGUGCCGGCGUUUAUCUUGUUUACCGCAACUGGAGGAGGAACAGCACCAAAAGCAUGAACUUCGACAACCCAGUCUACCGCAAAACCACAGGAGAGACGGAAGAGGACGAGAUACAUAUUGGUCGGACUGACGGGCUCGCUGGCCAUCACCACCCUUACCCUGGACCCGUGGUCGGCAUGACGCCAGUCGGCACAGGGACGUGCCCGCCAUUCAUCGCUCUGCCUCUGGGGACCGGUUUACCAGACCCUUCCACACACUGGUACACAGAGCAACCAACCAUCUCUAGUACUAAGUGAAAAGGAGACGACUUUAGAAAUACUGUGACUGCAGGGAGCAGGACUGACAUGUGGCUGCCAAGCUAUGCAGGAAUAGCAUUUUAUCAAGCUGAAUCAUUCUUAAAAUGGCCAGGUUUUAAAGCUGCAGCAUGCUGGAGUGCAAAAAUUGGAUGAUUACUAAACGAAAAGGUUUAUCAUUUCAGACCCAUAUUCAUCUGGUCCAUUUUAUCAUCAUUUUAUUGCUGGUUGGAACUACCAGGCCAAGCCUUUUUAAACCUGCAUUAUUAAUAUUUAUCUUAAAAUCGUAGAGAAAUCUAGCACAGUAACUUGCGUUAAAUUUACUACUGAAAAACUGGAACUAGUCUAUUAGACUAUUAAUGUCCAGCACUUUAGCUAAAGCUGUAGAGAGGAAAAAAUUAUCCUUUUUUACUAACAUUGCUUUGUUUGAUUUAGGGUCUUUUACACGACACCAUUUUAAACUAAAAACUGAAAACUUUUUAUGCAUUUUGGCCAUUCAUUUACGCAAAAUUGGCAUUUUGUGGACCUGAAAAUUUAAACUUUUGAAAACAGAAGCAAGUUAGAAAGUUUUUGAAUCUCUGGUAAUCUACAAAAACACAAAUUUGUGAAAACAGUGACAUCAUAUGCAUGCGUAUUACAUGUUCAGUCUAUAGGCGCGUAGUGUUUCUUUACAAAGUGACACUGCCAACUACUGGUCUGGCAUGAAUAAUGCAGCAUUUUUAGUAAUUUUUGCAGAUUGGGAUUGUUUUGACAAUAUUGUCGUCUGUACACAAAAAAACGCAAAGGAAAAACUUUUUCCGUUUUUAGUACAUCGUUGUUGUGUAAACGUACCCUUAGUCAUCAGGCAUGUUUCCAAAAUUAAUUAACCAAUUAAUUAGAACAAAUGAAUUCAUUCAUAAAAAAAUUAAUUAAAUAUAUUAAAUGAUCAUAAAGUACUUUUUAAUAGGCUUAACAAAAAAAAUGGAUGCAUUUCCAAAAGUAACAUUUCCAGAUGUAGAUGGUUCAUGGGCAAACAAGCAAUUUGUGUCAUGACUUCUAAUUAUAGAAAUGUUUAGUAAUGAAAAAAAAUUAUGAACAGUUCAAAAAAUGUUUAAAAAAUUAGCUACAUUUCUUAAACCAUUUACCCGUAUCGCAUAUUAUAAAGUGCAACUGUGUCAUUUUAACAAUCAUUGACCAGUUGCCUCAUUAUAGACACAACAACACAACAAAUAAGAGUUAAAGGGAUAAUUCACCCAAAAUUGAAAAUUAUCCCAUGUUUUACUCACCCUCAAGCCAUCCUAGGUGUAUAUGACUUUCUUCUUUCAGCCAAAUGCAAUCAGAGUUGUAUUAAAAAAUAUCCUGGCUCUUCCCAGCUUUGUAAUUUGAUUGAAUGGCGAGUUUUUGAAGUUCCAAAAAGCACAUCCAUUCAUCAUAAACGUAUUAUAUAUGACUCCAGUGGGUUAAUAAAAGCCUUUUAAAUUGAAGCAAUGAAUUUUUGUAAGAAAAAUAACCAUAUUCAAAACAUUGGUUGCCAGCAAUGGCCGUACACAAGUCUAGUUCCCGCAGAAGAGUGACCUCUGACCUGACGCAUGACGUAUUGAUGAACGUGGAAGUGCAGAGCAAAACAAAACACCAGUCAUGAAUUAGAAGUCCAAAAUGAGAAUUUUUAAAGAGGACUGUCGGAGGAUUGCGAUAUAAUAGAAGAGAGUUUGUUGCCCUGCCCUAUUUGUUUGAACCGCGAGAGGCAUCUGCUCUCACCUAAGCUUACGCUACUCUACCAGAGCUCGACUUGUGUAUGGCCGUUACCGGAAGCCAGUGAUUUUAGUUUAUAAAGUUGUAAAUGUGGAUAUUUUUCUUACAAAAACACAUCGUUUCACUUCAGAAGGCCAUUAUUAACCCCCAGGAGCUGUAUUGGAUUACUUUUUGGAUGGAUGGAUGGAUGGAUGGAUGGAUGGAUGGAUGGAUGGAUGGAUGGAUGGAUGGAUGGAUGGAUGGAUGGAUGGAUGGAUGGAUGCGUUUUUUGGAACUUCCCAUUCACAUUAAAAAAUAGCCAGGAUAUUUUUUAAUAUAACACUGAUUGUGUUCGACUGAAAGAAGAAAGUCUUAUACACCUAGGAUGGCUUGAGGGUGAGCAAAUUAUGGAUAACUUUAAAGUUAACAUGAAAUCACUUUCCUAUGUUUUUGGUCAUACCAUGCGCGAUUGAUCUGUGCAUAAUAAUCCAAAGAAAAAAUAUUUGUCUUAUUCCAAAACAACUUUUGUUUUUGGCUGCCGCCCCUCCAACCACCUGUCAUAUGGAGACCACUCUUCAUGAUCCAAUCAAUUGCCAAUUAAUAAAAUCAAGUCCUUACACAUUUAUUCCUCAUUAAAUACUCGAAUUUCAUUCAGUAAAAACAUCACAUUAUGAACGUAAAAUGGGCUGGAAAUGUUUCCAUGUUGACUUUAAAGUGCCCCUAUUAUGCUAUUUUAAAGGUUCCUUAAUUUGUUUUGGAGUUUACAUGCAUUCAAGGUCAAUUUUCCCACAAUACACAUUUCACAGUCUGAAAACGGUUCUUUCGAAGAUUUAAUCUCACUAAGCCCCUCCUUUCUGUGAGUCUACUCUGCUCUGAUUGGUCAGAUGACUCAGUCUGUUGUGAUUGGUUUACCGCUUACAGCUCAUGUCAGAAAUGAAAUGGCCAUUACCGUAUCCGAAUUUCAGCUCUGGAUCUUCCUCAGCACUUGUACAAAAGUGAUACAAACAGUAACGAUGACGUUAGCUUUACCGUAUCAAUUUGAGCCUGAGUCCUUUUGAAGUGAAUUCAAAGUGGAUUUGCACUGCUGAAAAUAGUGUCUUCUCAACAUGUCGACAACACGAACCAAACUUUUGUUCGACAGUCAAAGUACACCAUUUGUGGCAGCCAAUGAAGAUCAUAAGCUGGCAUUGCGCAAAUUUGUUACAAUGUUACAUAGAUUUGUAACAGGAAGUGAGACUGGAAUUACUGACAACUCUUUCAGCAGUUCAGAAUUGAUUCUUUCUUUUAGGAGACAACUUUAUUUGUCAAGCACUUAGAUCUUUAAAACUUUAAAACAGACCUUUACAUUCACAAACAGCUAUAUUACACAUUACAUGAAAGGGAACAUUUGAAAAAGCAUAAAAGGCACUUUAAUACUAACUUAUAAUAAAAUAUUCAUUAUUCACUACAGGAAAUACAUUUUAGACUGUCAAGUUAGAACCUAAGCAAUAUUUAAAAUAAUUAGCUGUAAACAAAGAAAGAUAUCAAUACAAAAUAUUCACAAACUAGAAAUUUUUUGUUAGUUUCAGCAAUAUUAUCCACUUUUUCUAGCUGUGUUUGCUUCAUAGAGAGACAUUCUUUAUUCAUCACUGGCAUGCAAAUGAAAAGCCUUUGUCCUUGCGAUUACACGAGUGUCUGGUGAGGCUGUGGACGCAUCCCUAUGGGGCUCCACCGCACUGCAGCUACAACUUGGCAAGAUACUGAAAUUGGCAGAGUACGCUGGUUAGUGGAGCAAAACCUGUUGUAAUCACACAGAGUCGGAAUAGAUGUUACGAGGGUCAGCUCAAGUGCGUUACGCAGCAAGGUCUCUUGUGGUUCACACUAAACUGUGUUUGCUACUCUUACACCAGCAGUAAUUUCUGAAAUGUCACAGUUUCACACGUCUGUUUCUGUUAUUGGGGUUGUCGCAUGCUGAACAGGUUUGCCGUGCCGCCCACUUACAUUCACUUUCAUGUUGUUGUUUAUCUCCUGAGUGGAGAAACGGAAAGAACAUAAGCUGAUAGUCGCCCCAAGGGUCUAGCAUAGCUACAGGCACUGAGCUAAAGGUUACAUAAGCACUAUGUUAAUGUCUAAACACAUUAGAAUCACGUUAACAUUGGAAAAAAAGUGUUUCAGACUGGCAUAUGUGCAGACAGUCUGCUCAGCAGAUUUAGUGCUCAUGCUUCGCUGUAAUAGACAUAUCGACCUUUAAAGACGCUCUUGAAAGGCCAUACAUUCCAAAUGCUGGACAUCUAUUCGUGCAGUUGUUUUUGACACAGGGGUACCUCUGCAUUCUUCUGUCAUGUGCUGUGGGAAUGUUUAGUUUUGUCUCAGGGAGAUGGUAUAGAGAGGGGUCAGAUUUCAGUUUAUCAAUGAUAAUUGGCAUUGGAAAUAAUGUGUAAUGCAACCACUGUCGAAAAAUGUUGAAAACAUAAAAUGCAUCUUGCUUGCCUUGCAUUGACAUUAUAUACAGUAGGUUGACCCAGGAUGUGAUGCAUAGAGUGGCUUUGGAAAGAGAGAUUUCUUAGAGGGCUACAUUGUCAAAAAAAUGAAUCAGAUUAUGUACUGGUAUUACUGUCCAGGUCAUAUUUCACCCUAAAAUGAAAAGAAAGAAAUUAUACAGUACAGUCCAAAAGUUUGGAACCACUAAGAUUUUUAAUGUUUUUAAAAGAAGUUUCGUCUGCUC